This is a messenger RNA of Cataglyphis hispanica, 3638 nucleotides long. Its product is annotated as zinc finger protein 271-like. The coding region runs from base 275 to 2842 and encodes 855 amino acids. Gene Ontology annotation, molecular function: zinc ion binding. Lineage: Eukaryota; Metazoa; Arthropoda; Insecta; Hymenoptera; Formicidae. The transcript has 3 exons. The record is from RefSeq and is a predicted model, not a curated record. Gene Ontology annotation, cellular component: nucleus.
UAAAAGUCGAAAUAUUUCAGUAACUAUAAAGACAAUUGGGUGCCCAACGUACAUUGUAACCGUAAUAAUUCGGUUAAUAAUAUAAAAUUUCCAACAUUAGAUAUAAUUGGAAUAAUUGUGAAUUGUAUAUAAAUAGAAAAUUGUAAUUAUAACCCCAAAGAAAGUCUAUUGAUGCUAAUAUUUGAGGAAAAUAUGAGAUCUUUAUACACCUUUUAUAAAUAAUCUAAUAAAAAAUUAUAUAAGAGUACAAAGUGUUUCAAUUCAAUUUAUAAAAAUGUCAAAUGAUUCAAUGAUAUGUCGUUUGUGUGGUAUUAAACAUGAACUUACAAAUUCAAAAUAUAUUUUUGAUGAGGCAACUAAUUUAAUGCAGAAAAUAAAUGACACAUUACCAAUCAAGAUUUCACAGGAUGAUCAUUCCAAAAAUAUAUGCUUGGAUUGUUACGAAAGAGUUACCACCCAUUAUGAUUUUAUCCAAAAUGUAUUGGAAAACUCAAAAGAAAACGGUAAUAUGGCAAAGAGUAAUUCUUCAUUUGAGCUCAAUAAAAGUGAAAAAAUGGAAAUUGCAGCAAUUUCCAAAUUAUAUAAUGAUAUGAUAUAUACAUGUCCAAAUUGCAAUAUAGAUUUAAUGAUACUUAUAAAAAGCAACCCUGAUGAUUGUAAUUAUGCAUUUCAAAUUUCAUUGGCCAUAGUAGACCAAAUGGAAAAAUCAAUGGAAAGAAAUAUCCAAACCUGUGAUGAUACAAUAGAACUUGUUAAUACUUGCAUAAAAACAAAUAUAGAAGAUGAUUUGCAUGAUUCAUCAUUGAAUCAAUGUAUUGUCAACGAUACAUUGAAUGAUAAGGAACAAAACAUCAGCAAAAUAGAUGAAAAUUUAUCAAUACUACAAGAAGACAUAAAUCAUGUUGAUACUUGCAUUACAUUUCAAAAAAAUGAUAUAUUACAGCGACUAAACAAAAGUACAAAAAGAAAACUUAUCGAAAAUAUUUCUUGUGAAACACCUAUUAAAUCACAAAAACUAGAAAUGAGAUUAGAUGCAACAAACAUUAUAUUGGAUAAUGAUUAUGGUGUCAAUAUCUUGAUAAAAGAUGAGAAUCUAAACGAUGGAAUAGGUGAAAAUGUGGAAUGGCUUAGUGAAAUAAACUUCAAAGAAGGGAAUAAUACAGUGUAUACAGUGGAAGUUGAAAAAGAUCACAUUAAUGAAAAUGGUAUAAAAUAUGAUGAUAUCGAUAAUAAGAGCUGUCCAAAAAUUGUAUGUAAUUUAUGUGGAGCUCGUUAUCUUUCACAAUUAAAAUACGAGUUUCACAUGGAGAGGCACAAGUCAGACAAAAUGGAUAGAUAUGUCUGCACAGUAUGUGACAAAGAAGCUAGCAGCGAGAAUUUAUUGUGGGAUCACUAUUUCCAUACACAUAAAAGCUCGAUGCGAUAUGCUUGCACACAAUGUGGUAAGAUGUUCACGAAAAAACCAAGAUUAAAUGGCCACCAAAAGAGACAUAAACACUUUGGUAUCAAAGAGAUACAUUUUGAGAUGGGCACAGAUGAAAUAACUGUCAAUCAGGCACAGAAGGCUAUCGCGGUCGAAAUACAGGGGCGAGUUGCCGCAAAUUGUAGUCUCUGUGGAAAAUUAAUAACAGAUUUAGAUCCGGAUGCUAUCAACGAUUUAGCGACAUGCGCAGCCUGCGAGGAUUCCACUUUAUCGCUGAUGGUCGAUGGAAACGAAAUGAAAGUGAUCUCGCCGCGGCAGUACCAUUGCUCGAAAUGCCCUAAACAUUUUGUGCGCAAAGAGAGACUUGAGUUCCAUGAAAUGAGACACAAUGAAAACAUGAAUGAAUUUAUCUGCAGCACAUGUGGCAAGGAGUUUAGUGCAGAAAACUCUUUGUAUGAGCAUUAUCUUUUUGUACACAAAGGGGCUAGGCCGCACAUCUGUGAGCAGUGUGGCAAGUCGUUUCAGUUGAAGGCACGAUUGAAGGAACAUCAUCGCACACAUACAGGCGAGAGACCUUAUCAAUGCGACGUAUGCGGCCUACGCUGCAUGACUACUAAUGCACUCAAACUCCACAGAAAAACUCAUUUCUCCCAUAAUCGCUAUGUUUGUAAUAUAUGUGAUAAGUCCUUCAGCAAAAAGCAGAACAUGAACGAACAUUUGGAAAAGCAUUGGAAAAACGAUAAAAAUGUAUCGCUGCCGCAAUUGUUUACAUGUUCGAUAUGUACCGAAGAUCUUCCGACCUAUCGUAUGUUGAAAUAUCACAUGAUGGAGAUUCAUCAGAUCGACCGCCAAGAUCCCUUACUAACAACACAAAAACCAUGGUAUGAAUGCAACGAAUGUCAUGAAAAAUUCAAACAUCAAAUGUCGCUCAAGGCACACAAAGAAAAGGUACACGAGGGCAAGGUCAGCCCAAUAUUCCAAUGCGAUGUAUGCAACGCUACUUAUAGAAUCAAACAGCUGCUGAUAAAUCACAUCAAAAGCAAGCAUGGUGGUGAGAAGCGAUACAAAUGUGCGCAAUGUUGCAAAGGAUUCAAUGAUACUAAAUCAUUGUACAAUCACAUUUUAUUACACACUGGUAGGAAGCCAUUUACUUGUGAAUAUUGUCACAUGAGCUUCAGGCGAAAAGACUCCAGGGACCACCAUCGCCGUAAGCAUACAGGUGAGCAGCCUUACCAAUGCUCGGAUUGUGGGCAAUCGUUUUCUACCUAUAACAAUCGUUCAAAACAUCGCAAGAAGGAACACGGAGAAGGCGAAAUUGAGUGUCCAGAGUGUGGAGAAAAAUGCAGCAGUCAACAAGAAAUCAGAAUUCAUCUAAAUAAGCAUCUUGGUGAAAAAUUGACGAAAUUACAAUGUGUAUAACAUUGCAGUAAUAUUAAUUAUACAGGUAAAGUUACUGUACAAAAGCAUUUCAAUAAAUAUGAUAACAAGACCUGUCAUGAAAAUACAUUCAUAUAUAACUGUAACAACAACUUGUAACAUAUUGCAGAUAUUCCUCAUAUGUCUAGGCAUACGUUCCACUGAUGCAUCAAUUUCAGUGAAAAAAUUGGUGUCAAGGUCUUGCGGUCAAGAUAUAACCUUGAUAUUGAUUUCUUUGCUGCUGGAAUCAAUGCCUUAGUGGAAAAAAUAUUGGAUAAAUGUUUUAUACAUAUAUGAGGAAUAUGUGCAAAAAAGUAAUAUGUGUAAUUAUAUGUUAUAGAUUACAAUUAUAUAUGAAUACACAUAUUCUCAUGACACUUCUUGUUAUCUUAUUUAUUAAAAUAUACUCGUAUUACGUUAUAUAGGUAAUGUAAUUAAAUAAAGUUUAUAAAUAAUUACAAAAUUACAUAAAAUGAUAUACUAUCAUACACAUAUUUAUAAUAGUACUACAUAUAUAUAUAUAUAUAUAUGUACACAUACACACAUUAGAUAGCACACUUUUAAACCACAUUGAGUAAAUAAUUUUAUAUAUAUACAUUUAUAUUAUGUGUCAUGAUUGAUUGAUUUUAAUACAUAACACAAAUAAACAGUAAUGUUUUUAUACACUUAAUGAUAUUUUAUGUUAAUUUUUGUCGUAUUUCAUAUGAAAUUCUAUGCUUUAAUUGUAAUGUCUGUCAAUGUACUAAAUUCUGCAAUGUAUGAUGGCUACCUAUAUGUAAAUAUAAAAUAUGUUCAUGGA